Coregonus clupeaformis (lake whitefish) is the source of this 1089-nucleotide messenger RNA. RefSeq names its product interleukin 17c (gene il17c). Gene Ontology annotation, biological process: inflammatory response. The transcript is spliced from 3 exons. Gene Ontology annotation, molecular function: cytokine activity. The coding region runs from base 1 to 540 and encodes 179 amino acids. NCBI's taxonomy places the organism in Eukaryota, Metazoa, Chordata, Actinopteri, Salmoniformes, Salmonidae. Gene Ontology annotation, cellular component: extracellular region. The record is from RefSeq and is a predicted model, not a curated record.
AUGCCAGGUCUAUUCAAGAUUAUGCAGACUCUACUUUUACUUGGUAUUUUUAUUGCUAAAUUGACUUGGGCAUCAGAGGCACACAAGCAUAAGGGAUGCUUCAGUGCAGAAGAACUGGAGGAUGGAGCUCUUAAGAUCUUGCGCCGAAACCGGUACCUGACAGACGGUCAUAUUGAUGAAACACAGUAUCACAAGCUGGGUACGAAGAAGACCUGCCCUGCUGUGCUUCAUUCACAGUCAGUAGACUACAACAACCGUUCAGUCUCCCCCUGGCGGUACAGUAUCAAUAUCACGGAGGGACGAUUCCCUGAGAAGAUUGUUGUUGCUGAAUGUCUAUGCAAGGGAUGUAUCAUCGUCAAAGGGCCCGGACAUCACAGCGCCGAAUACGAAGAUUAUGGAUAUAACUCUGUGCCGAUAGUGCAAUCCCAGAUGGUUUUGAUAAAGACCGUAUGCCCGAACAACCCAGAAAAAUACUCAUUCACAUCAGACUUUGUCAAAGUGCCCAUUGCCUGCACUUGCGUUAAGGCCAGGACAUAUUAAGUGCCUCUCAUAGAGGAAUUUCUUUAGACAAACUGUAGUGACAUGUUUCACAUUUUGUUGUGUUUGUUUUAAAAUGCACUUAAGUUAUUGAAAGUAUAACACUAUGCUUAUGGAUUGUAAGCUAUCGAGAAUACAUGGAUUUUUACAUGACACUCUUAGAUAAAUUAAUGUAGUAUUUGUGUUGCAAGGUUGUAUUUAUUUGAUGAUCUAUUAACUAUUUAUUAGUCUCGUCUAAACAGACGGGUUUCCUCCCACAAUGUACCAAUGUUCCGGCUGUUGCUCAUAGGUCUGGGUUUCAGAGACUAACUAUUUAUUAAACUAUGUUCUCAAACUAUUUAUUUAUCUAUGAAUUUUGGUGACUUUUGUUCUUCUGUUCCUGUUGUGCCAUCACCAUAAUCAAACAUUUUAGAUAGCUGCCUCUGUUAAAAUUGGAAAUGGUAAAUAUUCGAAUUUUCAGACAUCUGCUAUAAUAAUCGUUUGAUUAGGCUAUUCAUCAGUUUUGAUUUUGACAAUUGUACGUGGGUGAUUUAUAGAAAUGUAGCAUAAUUU